Messenger RNA from Labeo rohita (rohu), 2812 nucleotides. RefSeq names its product OAF homolog b (Drosophila) (gene oafb). The record is from RefSeq and is a predicted model, not a curated record. The coding region runs from base 340 to 1158 and encodes 272 amino acids. The transcript has 4 exons. NCBI's taxonomy places the organism in Eukaryota, Metazoa, Chordata, Actinopteri, Cypriniformes, Cyprinidae.
UCAGAGGAAGUGACGGGAAUACUGGAGCCUUAAGAGUUGUUAGUUCAACGAACAGGGAAAAAAACUGUAUAAAGAGAAGGCUAUUAAGAAGAAACUGUUAGUGUAUGAAUAAGCCAGUGUUUUCUGAAUCACGAGCAAACAAUUAACUUGGAUGAAAAUUCUAAUGUUGACGGAGGCGCAACUUCUGCGAUCAUGACCGAGAUGCAAGUAUAGUUUACUAACUAUAUUAUUUUAUAAUCGACCGUCAGCUACCUCUCUAAAAAGUAGUUUACAUUCGCCGUCCACCGUUUUGUUGUCUGUAAUUUACUCUGACGACGAUAUGUCCCAUUGUUGUGUUAAAUGAGCUCUUUUGUAAUGAACGCGAGAGUGACUUUACCGGCUUCAGUCCAGAUAGCGUUCGUCGUGUUUACGCUGCUGUUAUCGGUAAGUGUUUGCUCACAGUUGACGGUACUUGUUCGUCUCAACGAUGGUCAAAUAACGGAGGAGCAAUUAGAGGCUGAUAGUGAGAAGGACAUCAUAACAGUGGAGUUCAGACAGACAGACGGGACUCUCAUCACAUUCCUGUCUGAUUUCAAACGCCACGUGAAGAUCUUUCGUGCUCUGGUGCUUGGGGAGCCAGAGAAGGGCCAAUCUCAGUACCAGGCCCUCUGCUUCAUCUCACAUUUGGAUCAUGGAGAGCUCAUCCCUAGUGAGGCCAUGGCUCGACUCAGACAGAAAAACCCACAUGUGGUGCGGAGUGCAGAUGAGAGACGUGGUGUGGAAGAGUUAAAUAUGAAUGUGGUGCUCAACAUGAGUCGCUCGUGGCACCUCAGCACUCAUAUUCAUAAUGUCUGCAGGGAUGCACGAGACCUGGUGUACACACGACAGCAAGAUGUCAAAUACUGGUUGGACAAAGGUGUCGAAGGUUCAGUAUUUGAGGUCUUUCCUCAGAGUCUGAAUGUGACUGGUUUGCAGAGCUGCAGCUCCACAACAGACCCAUGGCAGCCCUGCGCCUGCAGUUACAGGUUAAACCUGGAGUGGUUCCCCUGUCAGCUGAAGUACUGCCGGGGCCAGGGACAGAACCCUUACAAGUGUGGCAUUAAGAGCUGCAGCAAAGGCUACCGCUUCAGCUUCUACACACCUCAUAAACAGCUGUGCCUUUGGGAUGAGGACACUUAGCAGCUCCUGACAUUUACUCGUUUGGUUUUCUCAAAAAAAUGUUUUGUGGAAAACAUAUUGGCAAGGUACUCUGGAAUAAAACCAAUUUUGGAACCAAGGAACCAUUGUGAUAACGAGAUUAUAAAGAAAUUACUUGUGCACUUGAGUGUUUUGAAAGCAGCUAUAAAUUUUGUCUUUGCAGGGAACAUUUUCUGAUUUGUAUGCCUUUGGAGUGAAAGACUGGAUAUUUUGAUGUGGAUUGUCAAGCCAUUUAUCUUUUUACUUUUUGACAUCAUUACAAUGGUACCUCAGGGCAGGAAAUUGUGUUAUUAUAAGUUGUAUGUUUAGCUCUGCCUAGGGCAGCUGUAUUGUAGCUCUUGUCUUCUGUUUAGUUUUUAUGUAAUUUAACUUACUUAGGCUCAUGCCCAUAUUGCCUUCACUUUAAAGGAAUAGUUCAGACAAAAAUGAAAAUUUACUCACCCUCAGGCCAUCCAAGAUGUAGAUGAGAUGAGACUUUUUCUUCAUCAGAACAGUUUUGGAGAAAUCCUCUGCAGUAAAUGGGUGCCAUCAGAAUGUGUGUCCAAACUGCUAAUAAAAACAUCACAAUAAUCCACAAGUAAUUCACACAACCCCAGUCCAUCAAUUAACAUCUUAUGAAGUCAAAAGCUAUGUGCUUGUAAGAACUAUUUUUUUUUUUCUUCAUUUUUGGGUGAACUAUUGCUUUAAGUAGUAUUGCAGAAGCUUGCGAUUCUGCCUAGUGCAAAGUAUGCAUUGACUUUUCAAUAUCAGCAUAAACAUUUUCAAGACAAUUCACAUUUUUGUGUUUAUAAAGCUAGGAAUGUAAAGCUGUUACAAAAGGCCUAAGUGGCAGCUAAGAUUGUGUCUCUGGGCAUAUUGUGAUGUCAAUUUAUUGCAAAUUUAUUCAGUAGAUGCCAAAUUUCUUAUUCUCGGCUAAGUUGUUCUCUAUAGCCUUGACUAAUUCUAAUUUACAUUUCAAUUGCAGCUGUCUUAUGAAGAGUCUUUUGCUUUGGUUUGUGAUAUACAACAUGGGUGUGUGAGCUUCGGUCUGGCAAAGCUUUCAAAAGAUACGGCCCACAUACUCUCUUUUCUCUUGUGUCACUGUCCUAAAAUUAUGUGCUAGUUUCUCUAAUUUCUUCUUUUUGUCCAAACUUUUUUUUUCUUAUAGUAUGAAAAAUAUUUAGAAGAUAAAGCAUAAUAGGUUAAUGUGGUUCUUCAUGCAGUAUUUUUUUUUUUAUAAAACUGUACCAAAUGUUGUGUUCCAAUUCACGACAAGAGGCCUCAGUAUUAUUAUUAUUUUUUUUUUACAUUUAUUUAAUGUAUACAUUUAUAGUUAUUUUAUUACAUAUUUGCAAUCACUUUGAUACUAAUUUCUGAACCCUUUAUUUCAACGGUCUAGACACAAAACUCUUAACAGAGUCAGCUCAGACUGCAUCCUGUCUAGUUUGAAUCAGGUGUGUCAUCAUGACCCCUCAUCUGCAUUUAUAAGUCUGUCUGGGACACUGAACACCUGUUCACUCUGCGGAGACCCUCUGGGUGUCUUGCUUGACCGAGGUCUUCACAAGGUCACUAGGUCAAACUUGUUUAUAUUCUUUUUGUGGUCAAUAUCUCUCUCACGCAUUCAUGCACACAUUAUUAAAUUUUGUGCAUUUAAUAA